AUGACCUGGGAAACACUUAACCAAGAUGUCAAGGCACGAGCCAUGUGCGCUAAAUGCAACAAGCCUCGGACAUCAACACCACAUCAGAAGAAGCUGUUCCUAGUCGCCGAACGAUUGUCGUGGGAAACUGGAGUGACUCCUCUCUCGGCUAGAAGCCAGAAUGACAUUGCUCUUUGGGCAGUGAAUGCCGAGCUAGACAUCUAUGAUCCGGCUGUCGAGGACGAAGAUACUGUGCUUGGUGGCAAGCACAGUAGAGAUGAGCCGGCUUACCCAUUCAAGUCCGACGAGGAAGCCGAGUUCGCAAUGAGGAUUAUCGCCAAGGCAGAAACACUUACAAGGAACAGCUGGGAGGUGUGGAAAGCUCAAGCUGACGCGGCACUCAAUGUUCCACCGGCAAAGGCAAGUACUGGGCCUGGCAGUGCUGCAGAGCCGCUUGAUUUGACCUCAGAUGGGCCCAAAACUGCCGUAGGAAAAGAUUCGGGCCAGCCACCACAAAACAAGCAGCAAGAUGCUGUGUACAAGCUACUUCGAGAAUGGUCGAAAACCGAUUCGAUACUCAAGACUGUCUUAGACGCCCUGGAGAAGAAGGUCCCACUCAGUCCGCACGGCGUCCAGAUAUUCAACCUCAAAGUUGAGGCUGCUACGAAGGCUGUCAGAGGGAUGAGUAGUACUGUCGCAGAGCCCGACGUCACAACAGCGGCCAAGGGCGAAUCCCCAGCGGUGCUUGAAAUACUUGCCGCAAAAGCAAGAGACGACCCUGAUUUUCGAGCCCUCACAAUGUCAGUCUCCAAAGGUGUUGCUACCGCACAGAUGCGGGCGCUCUUCCAGACGCACGUCCUGGCUGCUAGAGCAGCAACCUCUGAGAUCAGGCAACCGCUCCAGCGGAUUUCGCCGAACUCUACCACCCAGAAUGUUAAGGGCAAAGCAGCCGAUAGGGAAGUGCCUCGUAAGGCGCCAAAGAAGCUAUGCAGCUAUCAAACGUUGAAAGAUUUCUAUGGCCUGUUGGACAAGAUCGAACGCACAUCACCUAUGGGCGCAAAGUACCUCGAGGCUUACGCAGAGAGACUGCAAGCUGAGAGUUGCAAAGAUUGCUGGUUCAGCAAGAACGUGCUUCCAGGGCUGACAGAGGAUGAGCCAGAACACUUGGUCAAAGCGGCACCCACGGCGCCUGCGGUCCAACACAGAGCAAGCCUGACCACAGCGCGAUCUGCGCCAUCGCAUGCUCAUGGCUACGUCGACAGGUAUAGGGCGCAACACGGCCAAAAUCCUCCUCCACAUACCAUGCGCCAUUCCGCGGCUGAGAUGCCACCCCGGCCGCCUGUUGCUGCAACGGAACGCUUGCUUACUACUACUGGCAUAAGCCGUGAGCACUCCAUGGGCGUGCCUGGGCCUCAGUGGGUACCAGCACAUCAGCAACACGUGCAGCUACCCACAGGGAUAGUGUUUCCAACGCCCGAGCAGCUGGGUCUGCCUCCAGCAUCGCAAGUACCAGGAAAGGCUCAGGGCACUUCUUCACUACGCUACGUCUCGCCGUAUGCAACGGCCCCAAGCAGGAAGGAUCGUCGUUAG
Fulvia fulva is the source of this 1569-nucleotide messenger RNA. RefSeq lists its product as uncharacterized. The record is from RefSeq and is a predicted model, not a curated record. NCBI's taxonomy places the organism in Eukaryota, Fungi, Ascomycota, Dothideomycetes, Mycosphaerellales, Mycosphaerellaceae. Bases 1 to 1569 code for a protein of 522 amino acids. The transcript has a single exon.